AUGUCUAAUCUCUUAAAUGCACUCUCUAAACUCAAUAAAUUAUAUGAGCAAAAGAAGAAUGAAAUCAAUUAGGAUCAAAUUAGAAAAACAGAAGAAUAAAUGAAAGGUAAUUGUCUAUUAUCUAUAAUUCUAGUUGAAUAACCAUAAUAGAAACAAACAGAAUAAUAACCAUAAUAAUAAUAACAAUAAUAACAAUAAUAAUAAUAGAAGAGAAAGAGAAGAAUGAUUAUAUUAAGAAAAUGUGCAGGUGAUAUUUGGGAAGAUCCUACUUUAGCUGAUUGGCCUGAAGGAGAUUAUCGAUUGUUCUGUGGAAAUCUAGGAAAUGAAGUUAGUGAUGAAGUAUUGGCUAAUGCAUUCAGAAAAUAUCCAUCUUUUGCAAGAUCACGUGUUAUAAGGGAUAAACGUACUAUGAAAACAAGAGGUUAUGGUUUUGUUUCAUUCUUAAAUGCUAAUGAUUAUUUAAAGGCAUUUAAAGAAAUGAAUGGAAAAUAUGUUGGAAAUCGUCCUGUAAAAUUAAGUAAAAGUUCUUGGUAGCAACGUUCAUUACAUAAAAAGAAAUCUGAUGGAUUGGUUGGUAAAUUUAUUAAACCAAAAAUACGUAAAAUUAAACGUGUAAAUAUUUCAUGA
Molecule: messenger RNA, 627 nt
Organism: Paramecium primaurelia
Lineage: Eukaryota; Ciliophora; Oligohymenophorea; Peniculida; Parameciidae
Source: the annotation of a GenBank genome assembly